GGGGUGGGGAAUCUACUUCUAGGCCUUUCGUUUGCGCGGGCGGGCUGGCCAACACGGGAAGGUGGGGAGCUCUCGCAGCCGCUCAUGAUGGAGGAGCUGGACCACAGGCUGUUGGUGCAACCUUGGGCCUGGCUGCAGAUCGCCGAGAAUUCCCUCCUGGCCAAGGCCUGCAUCACCCAGCAGGGCUAUGCCUUGCUGCUCUGGGAUCUUCAGCAGGUGUGGCACGAACAGGUGGAUGCCAGUGUGGUCAGUCAGCGAGCCAAGGAGCUGAACAAGCGUCUGACGGCUCCCGCCGCCGCCUUUCUCAGCCGUUUGGGUGAUCUGCUCCGUCCGUUGCUGCAGGGCCAGGCUGGCCCCAGUGAAGCCACCUUCUCCUGCGACCGCGUGGCCGAGGCGCUGGUGCUGCGGGUACGGAGCGAGCUCUCCGGCCUCCCAUUCUACUGGAAUUUCUGCUGCACCGUCGCGAGCCCUGCCCUGGUGUCCCAGCAUCUGCUCCGUCCCCUGCUGGGCAUGGGCCUGGCCCUGCAGCACCAAGUGCGGGAGCUCGCCACGUUGCUUCAUCGGAAAGACCUGGAACUCCAGGACUACCAGGAGAGCGGGGCCACGCUGAGCCGAGAGCGGUUGAAGACGGAGCCAUUUGAGGAAAACUCCUUCUUGGAACAAUUUAUGGCGGAGAAGCUCCCAGAGGUCUGCAGCAUUGGGGACGGAAGACCCUUCGUGGAGAACCUGCAGGGCCUGUAUGUGGCGGUCGCCCAGCGAGAGGUCCAGGGGAUGCUGAAGCCCGAAGACCCAGGAGCUACUCCUGGCAGCCCCUCCUGGCCAGGAACCGACAGUGAACUUCCGAAGCCCCCCGAAGAGCCAGACUGCACACCCACACUGCCCCCCACCCUCGGGGAGGAGCCCACGGGAACGCAGAGACCUCAGCUGUCAAAGGCCAAGAGGAAGAAACUCCGGGGACUCUUCAGUUAGUGCGUCCCGUCUCGGCGGCCAAGGCCAAGCCAGGGGACAGACCAUCCCCCUGCAUCUCAGGAAGGAGCUUCGAGGUGCCAGCAUGGAGACACAGGCGGGCAGCCGGUCUGCAGUGGUCCCCACGGUGCCUCUCUUUCAGGUGGCGGAGGCCAGUAGUUUUUCCAGACCCAGGGACCCACCCAUGGGCGCUGGACACACCGGCCAGGCCAGCCGAAGGGCAGCGCCAGCCUGGAGCGCGUCUGUGGGGUCCUAAGCCCUUGCCACAGCACC
Messenger RNA from Sorex fumeus (smoky shrew), 1239 nucleotides. RefSeq names its product non-homologous end joining factor 1 (gene NHEJ1). Gene Ontology annotation, cellular component: DNA ligase IV complex; nucleus. Gene Ontology annotation, molecular function: DNA end binding. Gene Ontology annotation, biological process: double-strand break repair via nonhomologous end joining. The transcript has 8 exons. The coding region runs from base 85 to 969 and encodes 294 amino acids. Lineage: Eukaryota; Metazoa; Chordata; Mammalia; Eulipotyphla; Soricidae. The record is from RefSeq and is a predicted model, not a curated record.